Molecule: messenger RNA, 438 nt
Organism: Magnolia sinica
Lineage: Eukaryota; Viridiplantae; Streptophyta; Magnoliopsida; Magnoliales; Magnoliaceae
Exons: 1
Coding region: 1-438 (145 amino acids)
Biological process (GO): shoot system development; root development
Source: RefSeq, a predicted model, not a curated record
AUGGCUGUCUCUUCUUCUGCCAUAGCUGAAAAUACAUACCAUACUCGCUCCACCAGCAUGUCUUCCAGAUCCCAUCCCGUCACACUCACUGUCGAAGAGGAGAUCAUCAAGCUACAGACUUGGGUGACGUUGUUAUCCUCAAUCUCGUCUUUAAUGGAUAAGACAAUUUGGAUUGGCUUGGGUGGCCUCAAAUGCUUGUAUGAUAGUGUUGAUGACCUUCUUCAAUUGCCACUCUCCCAACAAGCUCUUGUUAAUCAUCAGCACCAGAAAUGGGUGGAAGCGAUAUUGGACGGAUGGGUCAGAUUGUUGGACAUUUACAGCACAACAAGGGAUAUGAUGUUUCAUAUUAAGGAAACUGUGAAAGACCUUCAAUCAGCUCUUUGUAGAAGAGGAGGAGAUUUGUGUCUAGAAAACAAAGCCAAAACAUACAUUUGCUGA